Staurois parvus is the source of this 655-nucleotide messenger RNA. The record is from the annotation of a GenBank genome assembly. NCBI's taxonomy places the organism in Eukaryota, Metazoa, Chordata, Amphibia, Anura, Ranidae.
GUGGGCACCGAGUCACCAGGCACAACAGUGGACUCUGAGUCAAUUGGCACGACAGCGGGCACCGGGUCAUCUGGCGCUGGAUUGUCUGGCUCGACAGCGGGCAUCGGGUCACCAGGCAUGACAGCAGGCACUGGAUCAUCAGGUACCAGAUCGCCUGGAUCGACAGCGGGCACCGGGUCAUCUGGCGCUGGAUCGUCUGGCUCGACAGCGGGCAUCGGGUCACCAGGCAUGACAGCGGGCACUGGGUCAUCAGGCAUUGGAUCGUCUGGCUCGACAGCGGGCUUCGGGUCACCAGGUAUGACCGCGGGCACUGGGUCAUCAGGCAUUGGAUCGUCUGGCUCAACAGCGGGCAUCGGGUCACCAGGCAUGACAGUGGGCACCGGGUCAUCAGGUACCGAAUUGUCUGGCUCGACAGCGGGCACUGGGUCAUCAGGCGUGAUAGGAUCAUCAGGCUGGAUCAGCUGGGUACAGACAUCAGGCUGAAGUGCGGGUGCCGAGGCACCAGGCUGAACCACGGGAGGCAGGUUCUCAGACGGCAGGCUCACCGGUUUGGAUACUGGCAGGAUGGUACUUGGUGGAAAGAAUUUCCGCUUUUUUCUGGUUUUAACUACUGGGGCACUGCAAGUAAACGCAGGUCUGCAAACGAAUGGAGCAG